Paramuricea clavata is the source of this 43213-nucleotide messenger RNA. The record is from the annotation of a GenBank genome assembly. Lineage: Eukaryota; Metazoa; Cnidaria; Anthozoa; Malacalcyonacea; Plexauridae.
CAGCCAUUGUGAAAUUCGAUCUUGGCCAGAUUUCGCAAAAUUGCGGUCUUUUGGUUUUGGCUUUUCAAGGCAAACAUUAAUCAUCUGAAUAGCUGUGAGCUGUUGUUCUGAGACUACCGUCUAUCAAAAGACUUUCGUCACUUUCUGUCAGGUAAAUGUAUUGUUAUAAUUUGUUUCACGUUUUUGUUUCGCAUUUUAUGGAAAUUCCAAAUUUGUAUUGACAGUAUUAACUAGGCUUACCUGUAUUUCUGUUAAAUAGCGAUUUCGAUUUAUAGAAUUUAUUCAAUGCCACUACUAUUAAAACGCUGUAGACCUUCCUCAUUGAUCCCGCCCAGGCUUUGUAAAUUACUAAAUUUUCCUCAACAAAUUCUGGGCUCCGCACGUGUGGCCAUCUUAACCAAAUUUAAAUAAAUUACGCUUAAGUUACGAAUAAUUAAAGUAUAUAUAUUAUAAUAAUUACGCUAGCAUGAAGUCGAGGCUUCAACCAUAUAUGGCUUUCAACCUCCUAUAUCUAUGCUUUCAACAAAGAAAACCAGAGGAAAGAGCCUGGGAACGAGGUUGCAAAGAAAACAUGGCUGUUCUUUUAUAAGAGGAAACUAUAUAUAAAAGCAUUAUAAAGAAGUGGGUUUUUUUACUAUUUUUAAGGUUUGUAGAGAGUGUAUUAUAGAGCGUUAAGUAACAAGUGUUUGUAUUCGAAUAUGUGUUGUGAUAGAAGUCUCAAAAAUGUGUUUAAAUAUGUAACAUUUGUGCAGCAAAAAGUAUCGCUGUAUCGUACUAUUCGUGUAUUAUAAAUGUCAUGAUAAUAAAAACUCUGUCUGAAUUGUGACAGUUACAUGGAAAGGUAGAAAAAAACAAGUUCUGCAAGCGACGUAGCAAAUUGUUUUAUACUUUUAUUAAACACACAAUAGUACUUGUAUUGAAAAUCAGGACAUCCUCACAUCCAUACUCAUCGUAUUAUUAUAAGCAACACCAUGUGUCCAUGCAUGCAGGAUGUAUGAUGUAUAAAUAACUUAAAAGAUCAACAUGCCACAUUGGAUGAGAUUUUAAUAAUUUAAUAGUAAGUUCUGGUGUGUGGGUGACAUUACAUUCUAAAUUGGGCUAUUUUAUUUAAUCCCCCCCACCCCCCGUCGAGGAUCCCUGGAAUUCUUCAGGGGUAAAGGAUUUUGAGCUUGAAAUUCUUCAAGGGUAAAGGAUUUUCAGCUUGGAAUUCUUCAGGGGUAAAGGAUUUUGAGCUUGGAAUUCUUCAGGGGGUAAAGGGUUUUGAGCUUGGAAUUCUUCAAGGGUAAAGGGUUUUCAGCUUGGAAUUCUUCAAGGGUAAAGGGUUUUGAGCAUCUACACAGCUGGAUGUUUAGUAUGGUUUGUACAUUUCCGCUCACAUCUAUCUUAACACCAUCUGUUUGUCUAACAUCCAUUGUUCUUUUGUCUAACAUCUAUUGUCUCUUCCUAUUUUCCCUCUCAUCAUGCAUUUCUUUAAUAGUCUGUCCUUAAUAGUCUGUCAUUGUUGGUCUGCUUAUUUAUAUAUUAGUGUAAAUAACGCAUUGUAUGAUCCAAUCAGCAAUAAUGAAACUAACUGCGAGGAGCUUACACAAAACUUAGCUUUUGUUUCUUGUAAAAAUGACACAACGAGUAAAUUUGUUUAGUUGACUUUUGUGCAAUGAUACAGUCAAAUGGCAUGGAUUUUUGUCAAGAAUAAAAGUCAAGGUAAUAAGGUAUAAGACAGGCAGCAUUUUGAUGGUGGUUAGUCCCCAAAAAAGUAUUAAAAAUGUUAUUAAUGAGAAUUAAUAACUCUGAAUAUGCUACAGGCAAGCAAUUGCAUUCGGUAAUUUUGUUAUGUAAGCACGGUUGGGUAGGUGUAGUUGUCAUUAAAAUACACGCAGUACAUUAUUAUUGUCUUGGAAAAGCUUUCCAUUUUGAGAUACAUUGUUUUAAGGUUAUUCAUCAGUUUUGCAUUGUGCACUUUUACUGCACAUAACUAAUAACAAAUUCUAGCUAUUAGCUAAUAUAUGUAGUCGAACUGCAAUGUAAAGUGAUAAAGAAAGAGUAAGGGCAAAGAGAAAAACAAUCUGCAUUGAUUAUGCACGCUUCAGGAAAUAUACCUUCAAAAAUGACAGAACUCUGGCUUGGGCUCCUGUGCAACUAACACUAAACCACAUCAUGUUGCAGCAUGACCCUACUUUUUUAUUUUAUAUUCUUGUUCUUCUAUACGUUUUACAUGUCAUAAAAUAAGAGAAAAAUAAUUUCUACCACUUAUAGUAUUUCACAUUUUUCAUGCAUGCUUCCCAAAAUAACUUGUCUGAGAAGAUGGGAAAAGACAUCUUUGCACCACGACAAUGGUUUUUGAUUGGCUAAAAUACCCUGUUUUGUUGUAGAUAAAUAUGAUCACUAGAUAGACAUUUUUAAUAGAAUCCUUGUUAAAAAAUCCAAUAACAGUUGAGCAAUUGCGAUUGUUCCUGUAACUCGUGAAAGGGUCAAGGACUCAAGAUGGCGCCAUAUGGAGGGAAAGGUGGCAUAUUGCACUUGCCAUAUCUUUGAAACAAGUUAUGGGAAGUUUCAGCAAGUUCUCAUUUCCAGAACAAUUAUAGCCAGCGUGGCCGGCUCUUUUAUAAGUAGAGCCUGCCCGAGAGCCCUAGUCAAAUUGAUGCCGCCCACUUAGUUAAUAUUCCAUAUUAACACCGCCCACUCAAAAUAGUUUUGUAUAAAUUGAUGACUUAAAAUUUUAAUUGUUGCAUAUUUACUAUAGCCUGCGCUACAUGCUUUCAAUAAACUUUUUACAAUAGAUGGAUAGCGAUUCAACUGCCUGGAAAUACAAGCAAAACGUCGGCAUUUCGAGCGAAGGCCCUUAGUAGGCCCAGUAGUAGACGAAGACCGUUCAAAAUUAUAUUAAGCUUUGCACGUGUAUGGCUGUACUACAGUUAUAAAUAUUGCAGUAUUAAAUAUAAUGACUUAGGAAAAGUUUAAAUAGACGCCUUCCCGUGUCAUACUCGUUGGCAGGCAAAUGUACUGUAUUUUAAAAGCUCCAAAGAGAGCUUCGUAUUAUUAUGGUGUAUUAAACACAAUGAGGAAUGUAUUGUUUUAUAUAAUCGUAAUUUGCCAGCCAGCAAAAUAUAAACAAGGCAAGGACAGCCAAGGUUUUAAACUCUAUAUACUAUAGUGACCAUAUGGUAAAAUCAUACGACAUAUGCAGUAAUAGCAGUAUGGCUUGCCGUAUUCUGUUUAGAUACAGGUAUAUGUUAUACAUUUUACACUUUGUCUUUUGAAUUUUAUAUUUUAGCCGACAGGUUUACACUUUAAUAUAGCAAUGCCGUUUGUUUUUACUGUAUUUAUUUUUAAAUAUUUGAAUAAAUUAGCGUAACAUGUCAAUCAAACUGUUGUCAACGUAAAUUCAGCCAAUCACAAUUCUUGGCGGCUGGCUGCCGAGAGUCAUCAAUUUGACUAGGGCUUUCGGGCAGGCUCUCCUUCUAUAGAGCCAGCCACGCUGGCUAGAACAAUUACUGAUGAAUCACCUUAAAUUUUCUUAUUUAAGAGUAAGACACCAGAUAAGACAUACUAAGUGCAAAUCGAAAAAGCUUGAAUUGAUAAUCAGUUCACAAUGCUUAAGCCUUAUUCACAAUAUCAGUCAAAAGGGUGAUGAUUUAUGGUAUAUGAUUUAUCAUCUAUAAUGCAAUUUUAUAAAUUACUUCAACUAGAAAAUGGUGUGUGAAUCAGUAUUGAAACGCUGCUGUAAAAUAAAACUCUUAUCCCCUGCAGUUGUUUCAAAAAGAUUAUAACAUAAAUCUUAAAAAAAUUUGUUUCGACUGACCCUGAAUUAUUUUGCGCCUACAUGUGCAAGAUUUCUGACUUGUCAUGCUUGGUCAGAUAUUUCGCAGAUGUGCAUGUCAAGCAAAAUUCUGAAUGAAUUUAUUUGAUUGAGACUCCAGAAAAACGUGAUGAGUACCGGUGAAAACGUCAGUACAUGUUUCAGUAAAGAAAUUUAGAACACUAAUACCCUUUAACCUUUUGGGUAAAUUUGACCCAAGAAUGACUCUUUUGGGGGUCAUUCUGACUCUUCUGAAAUUACAGUGUGAGAAAUUAAUUAUUUUGUUUUGGCGAACUUUCUUGCCUAAUUUCUUUGUUAAUCUUCACCAAAAUAUUACAUCAGUAUUAUUUUUGUAUUCUUAGCAAAAAACCCCAAAUACUUCAAGAUGAUGCCAUCAGGCGAUCCAGGUUUGCAAAGAGUGCCACAGUUCUCGUACACUCCGGAGAACAUGCAACUUCUUGGCAAGGUAAGCCAUAAGAGAAGAUAUUAUUCUGGUGAAAUUAUGUACUAUAUUUGGUGUUUUACAUUUGACAUGCAUGGUUGAUUGCCUAACCACCCUUAAAUUAUUCCAGGUGUCCAAAACAUUUUGCGAACAAUGCUUACCUCUAUUUGUUAUUAGUAAAUGUCAUAAUCAAAAUGCAGUAAUUUUGAAAGGAUGAAAAGCAGACUCCGCACCCCACUCUAAAUUACCAAAGUUAUGUACUAUAUACAAUGUUGAAAUUAUAUAAAAUUUGUCUACCCUUACAUACUAAGCCCAUAUCACAUCUGCAUUGCAAUUUAGUCCAUCCAUUAAUUAACUUAUUGGUUUUUAUUUGUUUCUUUUUCAUUCAUUUUUUCCUUCCCUCCUUCCUUCCUUCCUUCCUUCCUUCCUACCUUCCUUCCUUUUCUUUCAUUCUUUCUCAUUCAUUUCCUUUCUUUCUUUCUCAUUCAUUUCCUUUCUUUCUCAUUCAUUUCCUUUCUUUCUCAUUCAUUUCCUUUCUUUCUUUCCUUUCUUUCUUUAUGAGUGAGAAAGAAAGAAAGACUUUCUUUAUCAUUUCUUUCUUUUUCAUUUCUUUCUUUCAUUUCUUUCUUUCAUUCCUUUCUUUCAUUCCUUUCUUUCAUUUCUUUCUUUCAUUUCUUUCUUUCAUUUCUUUCUUUCAUUUCUUUCUUUCACUUCUUUCUUUCAUUUCUUUCUUUCAUUUCUUUCUUUCAUUUCUUUCUUUCAUUUCUUUCUUUCUUAAUGGAAUCAAAAAAUUUGAUUCAAAUAAUUCCAUUGUCCAAUACUUUUUCCACCCCUUAAGUGAACGUUUGAUCCUAAUUUGCAGGCCAUUCAAUCAAUGCAAGAGAAAGGCUUGGAAUCAGAUCCUCGUUACAGUACGUUGUUAUCGUUUGCUCGCAAUGCACAACAAAUGCAACAGAUGCCAGGAUUUUCAAACAAUGCUAAUACUAACCUUAUGGGGAACAUGGUGCCAACACCUGGACAGCAAGCAUUGAAUUCUGGCAAUGAAGGAUUCAGUAAUGAGGAGCAUUCUGCCAUGCAAGGGAAUCCAGGAAAGAAUGCAGGUUUUUCUGGCGAUCAAAUAAAUCAAUUACGAAGUCAAAUUAUGGCAUAUAAAUUGCUGUCACGUAAUCAGCCACUCACAGAGCAAAUUAAAAUGACAAUCCAAAGUAAAGGGGCCACUUCUCGAAUGCCAAAUAUACAUCCUUCAACAGCAGAUCGUACAGGUACAGUACAUGUUAUAAUUCAUCUAUUACUUAUUACAAUUAUUAGUAUAGGUAAUUAAUAGUAUGGUUUUUAGUGCAAUUUGGAAGAAACCUGCACGAGUGAGAUUUCCAAAGACGAUCAAAAUUUGCACGAGUCUGAAGGAUGAGUACAAUUUGAAGUCUUUGAAAAACUCACGAGUGUAUGUUUUUCCGGCAUGUUGAUUUGUCCGCCUUGUUUCCAGGCUCUGCUCUUGUUCAGUUGUUAAUCGCACUGCAGUAAUUAGCCAUUUCCCAAAGUCCUGGGUCUAGUCGUGCAAAUCCCAUGUUGGAGGGACAAGAAAUAUGGCAGCACACAUUUAAAUUAAAUGUUUAAUUAAUGUAAAAAAAGAGAUAUUUCAUUUUUGGUCAAAUCCUUAAAAAUCGAUGGUUUAUCGCACACCGCACGUACAAAACAAUUAUGUAAUAAUGCAUGUAAACAAUUAUAAAAUAUUUCAAACAAGCUUUUUUUGUGUCACACAAAAACUGUGCGUUUUAUACCACAUCUUUCUUGUUCUUUAGGCAAGGAUGAUCAUAAUCUCCUACUUUUACUCUCUAUCCAAAAUUUUCUCUAAGGCCCUAGUUAACGAUACCGGAUUCGCAUCGGAGCGACAUUAAAUCAGUUUAAGUUUUACAUUUUCAAGGGGAGUUUAGCACUCAAAAUUAUGAUAGUAUAACAGAAUUAGUCAAAAACGUCAAAUAUGAAAAGUUUUAAGGCCGAAAAGCGUCUUACAGUAGUUGAUGUUGCUCGACUCACUCCGAUGCGAAUCCGGUAUUGUGUAACUGGGCCAAAGUCUCUAAAGGGCAUGUUCAUAUGAGCCCAGUUUGCCAGGAAGCUAAAACCUGAGUGGGAUGAAUUAUAUCUGUGUUCACAUGACUGUUUUUAUUCCAUCUACAACAGUAAUUAAAUAUUCUGCCUUGGUGCGACGACACUACAGUGAAUGUAAACAUGGUCAUGGCGUCUUCAAAAUAUUUUUUGUUGUUAUUCAACAUACUGCAUCUUGUGUUAGGACGUAUAAUUAGGUCUCUUGAUGUUCAUUUUUUUGUUUCUAUUUUUCAACUAUGCUGUUAACUAAAUGCUAUAUUAUAGGUCAAAAUCGCCAAAAAAUGUCCACCUUGGUCAGGUGGGAUAAAGCCUUCGUAUGGAAGAUUUUAUCCUACUUGAUUGAGAUUCCACCUCGCUAGCAAGGUGAAAUCCCACCUAGCCAGAUUGGCUCUUCAACACAAAUUGAAUUUUAUAUGCAUUUGUUAACGGUGCACAGAUCUCACUCAUAUGAGUUUCCGGGUUAGCUGGCAGGGGUGGAAAAAAUAGGCGAGCACUGCUCGCAGGAAAUGUUAAACAGUGAAUGUAGAUUUACUGUCGAAAAUUUGAAGGAAAACUAUAACACCCAUGUCCCACUAUGGGCGCAACAUCAUAUGGUUGACAGACAUUCUAUGAAUUUAAAACCAUGGUCAGCUAGAACACUGUAUGUUUAUGCACAUGCAGGUUUAGCAUAAAAAUACUCCGUUGGUCUGCAGGAAAUGUUUGUCUCCAGGUUGUUCUCCCAGGAAGAAAAUUAUUUUUUCCUGCUCUGUUAGCUGGGCCCAAUCAACAGGCCCUAAGUUUCCAAAUCAAAAGGUCAAUGACUGACCGACUGAUUACUGGCUAGCCUGCAUAGCAGCCGGGGGUUUUUUUUGGGAGGGGGGGACUGUGGGCGGCAAAAAUCAUGCUGCUACGCAGGCUACUGACUGGCUGGCCAACUGACCGACCGACAGACUAAAUAUUCGUAUGUUAUUCACGUUAACUGUGAGGCAACGUGAGAAAAGCAGACCUUCAAAUGUCUACUAUCAGUCCCAACUACAAAACUCUGAAAUAUAGUGUUUUAUCUUUGCAGCGCUACAGGCUCCUCCAGAUAACGCAGCUAAUGAAUCCAGUAACUGGAGUGCUCCAGCAACAAGCACAGCCACACAACCAACGCAAGAGAAAGGCAAAGAGGAGGAACAAAAACCCCAGGCUGCACAAGCAAAUCAAAACACACGUCCAGCCCCACCAAGACCUGCUACAGCCUCUCAGAUCUUGGCCUCGAUACAAAAUCCUGCUCGGUCUAGAUUGGCUCCUGUUGCAAAACCUGCAGGAUUAGAUCCUGUUGCAAUACUGCGCGAGAGAGAAAGCAGGUAAUGUUGAAACGGCUUUGAUCAGUCUUUAUUUUUCGGUUUAUGCAUAUUGUAGACAUCUUUACGCAAGAUGCUCUAACGCCUGUAUUUUAAAAGCUCACUCACACUUACACUCAAAGAGUGGAGACACAUAGUAAGGUACGAGACUAACCCUCCAGGGGCCGGUUGUUCAAAGCACGAUUAGCGCUAAUCCUGGGUUAAAUUUUAACCUGCUGUUUUAGUUAAUGUAUUUCUGGAAAUCUAUUUGUUUCGAUACUUCAGAGAAGAAAGCUCUCAUUGGUCAAGACAAGAUUUCUGAAGAAUAUUUCCAAGUUUAUAACCAAGCUGUCGGGAAGUUUGCUUUCAAUUUUAGGUGUAGGGUUAAGCUAGUCGUCUUUUGAACAACCGGCCCCAGCUAUUCAAAAACAGCACAGACACUCGAGGUAAGCUCAGAUUGAACCUCCACUCUUUGAGUGUGAGUGAACUUUUAAAAUAUAGGCGUACUCUAAUUGGUCUUUGAUACAGUUGUGAAACUUCAAUAUACAAGGAGAAAAUUGUGGAAUUGUUAUUUUAAGAUUGCUUAUUACGAAAGUCACCGAACUGUGGAAUCGCAUCAAAAAUUCGUAUCACCGUCACUCCCACAAACGUCUACGACCGCACCUACAUAUUUUUGAAUGUUUACAAUUCUAAUUUUAAAGAUCCAAUCCGGUUCUUGAUAGCAAUUACAAUUAAACGCCGAUUGGGCCGGAUUGAUUCUGUUUAAAAUUAGAAUUGUAAACAUGCAAAAAUAUGUAGGUGCGGUCGUAGACGUUUGUAGGAGUGGCAACAAUACGAAUUUUUUAUGCGAUUCCGAUAUGAACUUAAAUAAUUUCAGUAUGUUCUGUCCUUUGCAUUGCUAUAUUGUACUUUGUCCUAGGCGUGGUUAGAAAGUGGUUUUGAGAGUUAAAGUGCUUAUAAACCCAAAAUGGGUUCUUGGUGCUUCGAAUAGGGCAUAAAAAAUUAGUUAAUGGUGGCUCAACUUUUUUAUCUGUUAUACAAUAUCUCUGAAAGUAAAGUCUCGAUAGGAAACGGAGAUAUAAGAAUCACCAAAACCCCAUUUUUGGCUAUAAGCACUCUAAGUUUCUUGGAUUCAUCUCCGAAUAUGGAAUCAGACAGGGUAUAUCAACGUACAGGGUAUCUCAAAUCAAAGUAAUUCUGUGUAAUUCUGACAGUCUGUCACUGUAUAACGCGCUGUUGUACGUUGUUCCGAAUUGCAGUCGAAACCGAGUUACUGUCUGUUAGACAGUUAGCUGUGCAAAUCCGAUCCGACUGGAUUCGUUCGGAUUUCGGAACAAAAAUAUACAUAUCGGAUCGGGUUGAUAAAGUUGUUUCGUAGUCGGAUCGGAUCUGAUUGGACUUCGAUAUUCGAAAUAAAAUGAAUUAAUUAUCCACGCAUUAUCGCAAGAAUUAAUUAUCCAUGCAUUUAUUAAAGCAUUAUCGCGGUUGUCGCUGCAUUAUUGUUUGAUACUUCAAUUGGACGUCACUUUGUCAGCUUCUUGACAUGUAUUUCUUGCUUUUAUAUUUAUUUGGUUAAAUAUUUCAACUUGAAUGAGAAAUUUAUUUUAUUAAAGGAUUCUUCGGAUCGGAUCGGAAUUCUUUAUCAAAGCUCGGAUCGGAUUCGGAUUAGACAAUAUCGGAUCGGAUUUUAAACAUUAGCCAAUUGUCGGAUUAUAAACGUCCGAUCCGAUGCACGCCUCUACUGUCUGUACUUAUUAUAUCGUAUAUUUUGUAGAAUUCAGGCUCGUAUAACAUUACGUGUUCACGAAUUGGAAGGACUUCCCUUGAAAUCUUUGGCAGAUGAUCUUCGACUACAAGCUACUAUUGAACUAAAAGCAUUGAGACUUCUAAACUUUCAGAAACAGGUAAUUUAGAAUUUUGAGGGACUUAUUAUUCUUUAGGGUCGUUUUCCACUUUACGGUCGCUUUGUCCCCGUGGGACAAGCAAAACAGUUUGAUAAAUCUAACCACAGGCAGCCCAAAAAUGCGUGUAGAAUACACUAAAUGUCAAUUUAUAAGAAACCUCGCCCCAUUCCUCUGACAUUUGUCGCGUGUCGCAAGCACUCGAUUAAAAUCAUAAACGCUUGGGGCAAGCUUGUUUAUAUAUUGACAUUUGGUGCAUUCUACGUUCAUUUUUGGGCUGUCUAUGAUCUAAAGCGAUCGUAGUGGGCCUUUUAUCAUUGUUUUUAUACAGUAGUUGUAUUAAUGAGCACAAUAAGGAAGGCUGACUGGCUAUUACGCGUUAGUUUAAACCAUGAUAUUUAUGUUUUAGUUGCGUGCUAAUGUGGUGUCAUCAACACGUCAAGACACGACGUUGGAAACGGCGCUCAACUCUAAAGCGUACAAACGAAACAAGAAGCAAUCCUUACGAGAGGCCAGGUAAAUAAUGACAAAAUGAUACAUACACAAUAAUCAAAUCUCUUUCUGCCUUUUCACUGGCUGUUGGCAAUGAUGAUAUAUUUUGCGCGCAUGCGUCAUUCCAUUCAAACUUGAAAUAAGAUCACUUCAAAUGUCAUAGCAACACUUUUCGUGACCUCCACGACGUUCGUGAGAGUUAACUUUUUAUUCGUCCGUCUACAGUUUCCCCUAAACCAAGACUAGGUUUUAAUAACCUAUGUAUUUAUAUACAUACAAACUCAUUACGUCUUCUGACUCAGUCAGCUUCCAAAAAUGGAAGUGGUUCUGCGGCUCGCAAUGUGAAAAGAGUUGCAUCUGAUAGUUCGUUAGUAAUUGAUUCUUUCUAUGUACGUAUAUAGUGUAUUUGUCUAACAUUUAGGGAUCGCAGUAAUUGGCGCAAGCUGUUGCGAUUGCCCUGCCAGUUUUUUGUGUUAACGUUGUUUAAAUCUGGCAAAGUUAAUAAAUUAAAUUAAUUACGAAGCCCUUUAUUAUCGUAGUUCUAAAACAUCUCAAAAUAUUUUGAAAAUUGGCUAGCGUCGUCUUUCGUUACAUUUUUCAGGUUUUCAAAUCAUUAAUCGUCUUCCAUUCAACUGUUGCAAGUGACGUCACAAAAAAUGCGACGUAACAGACAUUUCUUAUGACGUCAACUGCGCAAAACCAAUUUAGCAUUGUCCCAUAGGUCAAUGCAAAUCGUUGGCGAGCCAAUAAAUUUCAUAAAAACAUCACUUGUCCCUUGGGGCAUCGCAUUAAAGGGGCAGUGUCACGGCGCUGAUUGGCUAAAAUAAACGGCGAAAAGAAACGGUUAAAAUUAAUGCUACAUUGUUGGAAAAGAUGCAGCAGCCUUCAAUUUUUAAAACAAAGCAAGGAUGUCCUGCAUAACGAAGGGAUUAUAAAUAGUAUAUCGUAUUUCGCUCCUAACUUGAUUAAUUGUUGGCAGACAGUUAUUCAAGUUCGCGCAUAUUUUGGAUGCGCAGUAGAACCGUGACACUGCCCCUUUAAGUGUUUUUUUCCGCGUUUGACGUCAUUAUAAGAAAGGUCUAUUGUGUGACUUUUACCGUUUUCGGAAUUUGGAGGCAAAUGUUUAAAGUACAUCAAUGCGAUACCUGAAUAGAUCUUACAUGGUAUUUAUACUGUAUCAAAACGAGUCAAACAGAUUUAAUGGCGAUGAUUUGGACAUGAGGAAAUAACUGUUACAACAAACAUGGCAGCUUAACCGUAUAGUACUUUUACAACAAACAUGACAGCUUAACUACAGUAUAUAGAUAGUACUUGUAUCCCUAUAUCAAUCCAAAGAUUCCUACUGUAUUAAUAUACUGGACGUUUGUUAUAUCGUAGGAUUACAGAAAAACUAGAGAAACAACAGAAGAUAGAGCAAGAACGUAAACGAAGAGUAAAACAUCAAGAUUAUUUGACUUCUAUUAUUGCACAUGGUCGAGAGUUUCGAGAAUUUCACCGUGGCAAUUAUUCCAAGAUUAGUAAACUGAACAAAGCUGUGUUAAGUUAUCAUGCUAACAGUGAUAGAGAGAGGAAGAAAGAAGAAGAGAGAUUGGAGAAAGAAAGAAUGAGGAGACUUAUGGUAAGAAAUUAUGGGAACCACUCAGUAUAUCUUUAAAACAAAAAACAUAACUAAAACAUAACAAAAAACAUAAUUAACUAGUGGCGAAGCCAGCCCGAUAAUUUGGUCAUGCUAUGCAAAUAUUUCCGUGUUCAUAGACCGUGAAAACAAUCAAUUUCUAAAGAAAUGAAUAACGAUUUUCACUUAAAAUUUGUAUAGCACGACCAAAUUGUCGGGCUGGCUCCGCCACUGUAAUUAACUAUCGUUACCGAGUUGCCAUUGUUAACGCCAUACAUUACAAUUCAAUUUUUAUUACAAUUCAAUAUCAUUUUACAUGUCAAUUUCAGAAUUUUGUAUUCAGGUUGUUGGCUAGAGUGCCUUCAUGUCCUCUCUCUAUAUAUACAGUAGAUUUAGUAAACAGCUGUGGUCGUGUGGUUGUUAAAAAAGUGGAAUGAUACAACUGUGGAAGUUGUUUUACUCAAGAUACGUCCUUCGAGUUAGAAUUUUAUUUUCGUAGAACAUUCGUUAUGAUUUUGCUAAGUAUGUAUGUCAACUACUCCGGGAAGCGUAAGUAAACGGCUUGGAUGAACAUGAGCGUGUUUUUGGAGCUUGGAGGUGACUGUAAUUAGCAACAGGAAAAUCAUGUAAUAUGAUGAUAUUUGGACGAAAAUGAAAACUUUCAAGUAAAAUCGAAACGGGUGUCAUGAUACACAUACAAACGGGAAAUUGAUGCCCCAAAGGGUAUUGGGCUGUCAAUUUCCCCCGCGUAAUGCAAAAUGACUGAAAAACGGCAAACUUCGCAAGGCUAUAUUAUCCGCAUUUUACAACAUUUCGCAACGAAACUUUGGAAUAUUACUAAUUUUGUGAUGCUCUUUCAAGCUGUGAUGAAAUUGUUGUCUAGACUUGUUUAGAUCAAAAUUUAGUCUAUAAUGCAAUUGUGCGUGGAAGUUAAAAUGCGAACGGGCCUCGUCUGUUCUCUUGUUUGCCUUGAACACUAUUUGUGCUGAUCACACAAGUCAUUUCAUUGUAGGAAGAAGAUGAGGAAGGUUAUCGUAAACUUAUUGAUCAAAAGAAAGAUAAACGUUUGGCUUAUCUCCUUGGACAAACAGAUGAAUACAUCAGUAACUUGACACAACUUGUGAAGAAACAUAGAAUGGAUAUCAAGAGAAAGAAGAGGGAACAUCGUAAAAAACGCCGAGAACUUGAGGGUGAAUUAGGAGAUAUGAUUGAUAAGAUGGAUCCUGAGGAACAUGUGGCUGUGGUCAAUACGGAGACUGGUGAAAUGUUGACUGGAAGUGAUGCACCAACUGCAAGUCAAGUUGAAGAAUGGUUGGCUCAAAAUCUCAAGUAUGUUCGAUCUAGUGUAUUGUCAUAAAUAUACUUUUCGAGUUUUUAAUAGCAUAAUCAUCAUUUGAUAAGAUUGUUUGCAAGCAUAUUUGCCUAAAGAUGGUCGUGAGAACUACUCAGAAGAGGAGAAUGUUGUCGAGUUCAUUUUAUUAAAUGUUCAUAUUUAAUACUGACACGUAAGGGAAAAUCGUCCCGAGCAGGAUUUGCAUUACUCAUUGAGUUAUCAAGAUUAAAUAUAUUUAAUGUUUACAGACGUCUCAACCAAAAUUUAAACAUGCUAUCCAUAUUAUUUUAUUUCUAAGUUAUCAAGUACAGCUCCACUACUGUAUAUAUUUGCUGAAGAAGCUACCCUUAUUUAUCUCUAAGUUAUCAAGUAGCUCCACUACUAUAUAUAUUUACUGAAGAAGCUACCCUUAUUUAUCUCUAAGUUACCAAGUAGCUCCCCGUCAAGAAGACUCUGACAAUGAAGAUGAUGUUGAUGAAGAUGAAGAGGAUGAUGAAGAAGAAGACGAGGCACAGAAGAAAGGUCAUCAAGAUAAAACUGAAGAAGAAAGAAGAAAGGAAGAAUAUGGCGCUGAAGAUGAUAUCGAGUAUGUUCUUUUAGAUUGACUUUUCUUAGCUCCGUCUGAAUGAGAUCAGGACAGAGUAAGAGCAGGACGACGAAAGUCAAAAUCGUAACGCUUUUUUACAUGAAAUCAGGUCGCGAAUCAUGUAGUUUCUUUUUCGUACUUUGGAAAUGCAAUCCACAAAUAAUGUUGUUGAUUUUUACUACAGUUUGAUCAGCGUUGUUUAGGUCUAAGAAUAUUUUGUGUUUACAUUCCUCCCGCUAAUGUUCACGUAAAUACAUGUAGCAACUAGGGACAUUACUAUAACCAAACAAAUCGUCCCUUUCUGACAUUCUCCCGAUCAUGUGUAAACGUGCUGUGUGAAACAUGCGUAGCAAUGCGUCGGUGCUAUAUAUUGUACUUUACUUGUGCUAUAGUGUUAUUUAUCUUCUAUGAUGUAUAGGAGUACGACAAGUAAAGAAAUUGAAAGUAGGAAUUAUUAUAACAUCGCUCAUGAGUUGAAAGAAGAUGUUAAACAACAGCCAAAUAUUCUGGUUGGAGGGACAUUGAAAGAAUAUCAGGUACGUAUGGAUUCAUAGGUGAAGCUCAUCUGAUUGUCGGGCGUAGAUUUUUUCAGGAGGAACACUUCCAAAGGUCGUAGGUUCGAUUCCCACCGUGGCCAGGCAUAUGUUUCAAGCCUGCCCGGUGUGGAUAUACACUCAGAGUAACAUCACACAAGCAUCUUAUUCACCUGAGUACAUUACACCAACACAGCAAAAUAUCACUUUAUAUUCCAUUACACAACAAUCCAGAAAUCAUGUAAAAUGUCAUCAUGCUAAUUUUUUAUGAGGCUGGGACAGACCUUUACAAACUUUUGUUUGUUUCUCCUCUCUCAUACAGGUCAGUGGCUUGGAGUGGCUGGUAUCCUUACACAACAAUAACUUGAACGGAAUCCUUGCAGACGAGAUGGGUCUUGGAAAAACUAUACAAACAAUUGCCUUGUUAUCGUAUUUGAUUGAGAAAAAGAAGAUUAUGGGUCCAUUCUUAGUUAUUGUACCUUUAUCGUAAGUAUCUAUUUUGUAUUAACAAGAUUAUAAAAGGCAUAAUUAUCAAGAUUAUAAAUAGUGCAGAUUAUAAAUAGUGUUUAUUUAUUUGUUUAGCUCCGCCUAUAAUUACACAAUCAAACAACACGUACACCCAACCAUUUCUGUCCGACCCUGGAACGCGAAAACUUCAGCGCAACGUACAUGAUUGCGAAAUUAAACCUAGGAUGGUUUAAUUUUAGAAUCAUACACAUUCAUUUAAUAUACUUGAAUUUUAUGAGCCCAACAUUGGAAAAUAUGGAAAUUGCUUAAAAACUUGGCAUAGACCUAGACAAAACUUAUCGAAACGCAGAAAAUACGCCGGGCCUCCCACGUUUCAAGGUUGGACAAAAAGGUGACAUGCAACAACAUAAAGUUGACAACAACAAAAAGGCGGGGACACCACAACAGCUUAGAACCAAUUACUGUGGGCCCUUGGAUACAGAAAACACAUAACUAUAAGUGACUUACCGUGUCACUGCCCCGAAAUGACAUCACAAGGUAAAACUGAAGAAUAAAUCAGGUUCGUAAUCAAUCUAAAAAGUAAACGUUUCGUUAUUUUUCACUUUCCAGGACAUUAUCUAAUUGGACUUUAGAGUUUGAAAAGUGGUGUCCUUCAAUUAUUUCUAUAUGUUACAAGGUAAGCUCUAACGAAAUGAAUAUAUGAAAUUAUGAUUGUCUGUUUAUAGUCAUUAUGAAUGUAGAAUAAGUACAUGCAGUUUGUUUACUGACAUUUUAGUGGUAGCAUCAACUGACUACAAAUAUCACUGUUAGUAGUACCCACUUCCCCCUGAAAAUGUUUUUUUGCUUUUGUUUUAUGUCUUAAGCCAUUCCCAACAUUGCAACGUCACUCUUGUAACAUUUCAAAUCCGACUAUGAGGACUGGACUAGAUUCCAAGUCCGCGCAAUUUGAUCCUUGAAAUCUAGUCCAGUGCUCACAGUCGGAACUACUUAAAAUGAGGUGAAUUAAUUUUCAUCCAAUCCAAGGACUGAAUUGAUUAAUAUACUUCACCAGGUAUCCAGUGUUGUCAUGUGAGAAAAAUAAAGCAGUAUGGUUGGCUAAUUUACUCAUGAAUUAUUAUUGAGAUGCAGCACACAGAUCGGAUAUUGAUAUACUGUAGGUGGAAUGAAGAGAGUUUAAUUUGUUGUUUUCAGGGCUCACCAAACUGUCGAAGAUCUCUGGCGAAUCAGAUCAGGACUGGAAAGUUUAAUGUUGUUAUGACAACUUAUGAAUACGUCAUGAAAGACAAAGCUGUGUUAGCCAAGGUACUUAAAAUGUGAUGUUCAUUUUACAGUAUUUAAACUACUUUGAAAGUAGAGUUCCAGUUUGGGUAGUGUUGAAAAAGUGACAAAUUUCGACGUUUCGAGUGAAGGCCCUCUUCUGGAAUUUAGUAGUUAAAUUAUCAGUCAGUUAGAUCCUUCAACCAAUGAACAUAAUCAAUGAACAACCAACGACUAACUCUCUGACGAAUGCCUAUCGCUCGAAGCUUCAGAAUUCUAUACACCUGCCUAUUUCAGGCUAACGAGAAACGAUAUUAGAACACAAAGUGGUUCGGAUUCUUAGACCAAAGAUUGAUCAAAGUUCUUGAAAGAGCUUUUUUACCGGCAAACGUGCUCUUUAAUUAGGCUGAAAACCUUGAUUUUUUAAACCUUUACUUGCAUAAGGCUAAAUAUGAAGCCCAUCACUUUAUUUGGCGACGCGGAAUUGUCAUAACUAUAAUAAUAAAGCACGUUCGAGGCUAGGGUCUGCAGGCCUGUGCACUCAAUACUCAAUGUAAAUGACGUUACCAACCGUCAGUAAAAGUGUUUCAUUUUAUUAACACGAGGUAAACGGUUUAACAUAUUGCAAUUAUUGUGUUAAUACUGAGACACAGCACAUAAAGCGAUCUCGAUACUUGAUAGAAAUACAUUGCUUUGAGAUUUCCGAAAUUUUCAGAUUGUCAACCCAUGUUUCAACUGACUCGUCUUUACAAUAUUUCUCAGUAUAUACAACGUUGCUCUACUAUACAUGAGUAAGCGAAAUUAGCAAACAGAAAACUAAUAGCAUAACAAAAAAUUUACUGCUUUUACAUAUUGCUGAGUGCAGAGUUAUAUACUUUUAUUUAAUUAACUGAUAUGUAAAUUAUUGUAGGUGCGGUGGAAGUACAUGAUUAUAGAUGAAGGUCAUCGAAUGAAAAAUCAUCAUUGUAAAUUAACUCAAGUUUUGAAUACAUAUUAUUCAGCUCCACAUCGUUUACUUCUCACUGGUACUCCUUUACAGGUAACAUUUUGGAAUAAAUACAUCACAAUUUUAUCAGAGAGCUUAAUCUGCUGCUACUGUAGGCACGUUUUUAUACACGAACGCCAACCGGAAGUCAAUCGAGCCGGAACUAAAUCAACGAACGUGAAACUACAUUGGCUGCCGUUCUUGAUUUAAUGCAAGAACAACAUACGUCAAACAUAUAAGGCUCCGUCGGUUGCUUGAGCUCUCUAUUUUCUUUGGUGGAAUAUUUUUUAUAAAUCAUAGAUGACGUCAUUAAUUACGUUGGGAAAAUAAGCCAAAAUAUGCAAAAUGCGAUCACGAGUUUAUGUCAUCUUGUAUUCCACACCAUGCGGAAGAAAUACAUUAAAUUUGUACCUUCUCUUUACAGAAUCGUCUUCCUGAGAUGUGGGCUUUACUGAAUUUCUUAUUACCAUCUAUCUUCAAAUCUUGCAAUACAUUUGAUCAGUGGUUUAAUGCUCCUUUUGCCAUGACUGGAGAAAAGGUAGGAUAGUAUCAUAGUCAUAGUGUUUUUAUAUCACUGUGGGGUCCAUAUCUGUAGUUCCACAGCUUUUCAGAAUUUUGACAAAAGUUGAGAAAGUGACCUUCCAGUCUUUGUACAACCGCCCCUUCUUGUUGUGCUGUGCUGUACUGUAUAUCUAAUUUUUCUACUAAUGCUACUAAGGAAUUCACCACAAGUCAAAAUUACAUAUGUCAAGAUUUAAAAUAAAUCUUGUAUGUUUAAAAUAAAUUGUCCUUGAUUCUAAAUUUCAAUAAAGGUGGAGCUGAACGAAGAAGAAACGUUGUUGAUCAUCCGACGUUUGCACAAAGUAAGUUCAAUAUGAACGAUCAAUUUCUAUCGUUCAAUUUCUAUCAUUGCUGAGUAUAUUUAACAAAAUUGUUAAUGAAGACGAAAUGUUAUUAAUCAGAUACACAGACAUUGAUAAAUUGAUAGUUAUUUGUUGAAUUAAAAUCUCUUAUUUAGGUGUUACGUCCAUUUUUGUUACGGCGUUUGAAAAAAGAAGUAGAAUCUCAGCUACCAGAAAAGGUGACGAAACAUAUGACUUUCUUUUUUUUUGAAAAUUAGAUAAUUUAAUAUUGAAUGACGUUUAUAAUGGGUUUAUAUUUAACAAAUAUAAAACAUUUUCCGUGUUGAUAUACAGUUAUAUCAACACGAGUGGAAAUUGGGAAAACGAGAAAUUGUGUGGUGUUUUCACACAAUUUCGAUUUUCGAGUUUUCCCAAUUUCCACGAGUGUUGAUAUAACUGUAUAUCAAUACGGAAAAAAGUGUUAUAUUUGUUUUAUAAUACAGCACCAAGAACUAUAAAGAAAGAAAUUUUCCAACGUUUCCGUGUUGACAUUGAGUUAUAUCAACACGGCUCUUAGCCAGUCAGCGUUCAGAAUUUACAAAUGCUAUAUUAUAAUUUAAAAUCUUUCUAGACUGAGUACGUGAUCAAAUGUGAUAUGUCAGACUUACAGAAACUGCUGUAUCAACAUAUGUACAAAAAAGGAGUGUUAUUGACUGAUGGUUCUGAGAAAGAUAAAAAGGUAAUUUAAUUAAAUGCUCAAAAUUUUCGCCAUUUCGCUCGAUAGAAAAAGGUUAAAGAUUUUUCGUGGAUGGAAAUUUCGAGUGAAAAACGGAGCAGUUGCAAUGGGGCAUGCGCCACGAAAAGAAACCACCUUUGAUACAAUUACAACAAGUCAGCUGACGUUUUCAUUUGAAACCUAAAGUUUUAUGUCUACAGCAAAACAUGUCAACCAAUCACCGAGGUUUUAUGCAGUAGUUUCAGUGAAAUUAGUGUGCUUAAGGCCCAUCUACACGGCAUAUGCACUCGAAUAAAUAGAGAUGUCACAUUUUUAAUUUCGCCGUAAACUGAUGAACAAGAAUAGUGGCGUCAGCAGUCGUUUUCGUACGCCAGAAUGACGAUCGUUUACGACUAGUCAUAUCGUGUAAAUGAGCCUUUAAGCAAGCGACAUUUUUGACAACAUGGACGUCACGCGUAUAUAAUUUAACCGGCAGUUCGUGCUUGAAAUCAAGAAGGCAGUCAAUGCAGUUCCAAACAAGGACGGCUGACGCCAUCUAUAACGGCUCGAUUUACUUCCGGUCGGCGUUUGUGAAUCAAAAUGUCGCCAUCUGAAACGUCGCUUGCUUAAGUUCUCUAUUGUUGGAACGUCACAAAAGCCCAUAGUAAAUGUUGGUUAACACUAUCAAUACUAAAGCAUGCUUUGGUGGAAGAAUGUUAUACCAGUGUUUCAACUUUACUUCAAUCAAAAGUUUUGUCAUUAAUAUUUGAUUACGUCAGACACACCUACUUUUGAUCAAGCAAUCAACCUCCAAUUGUCAUGUUACCGGACAUGAAAUGCCGAACACGUGCAGAUCUUAUACCGUAUUUUCCCUUUCAGGGUCGCGGUGGAGCCAAAACAUUGAUGAAUACAAUCAUGCAGUUAAGAAAAAUUUGUAACCAUCCAUUUGUAUAUCAGCAUAUCGAGGUCAGUGUAAUACGUCAAUAAAUUACUGUAGAUACUGUACAUAAAAAUACUGUAUAUAAAGAUACUGUAUAUAUAUAAUAUAAGAAGCUCCCAAUGAAGAAUAUUGCUGAUGUAAUUAAGGUCACCACUCACCUCUGAGUCAGAUAUCGAUUUCUCCUAUUUGGUGCAUUUCUGUACAUGGUACAUAUAAAUACAGUUGGUUGCUAUACAAAAUCUCGAUUGUUUGUUGUCCCAUGCAGUUUGUGUGCAGUACCAUACAAAUGGCAUGUGAAUAAACAUUUCAAAUUAUACUUGUUCUCUAUGGUUAAAUAUUAAAUAGUUGUUCUUUAUGGGGUUUUUCAGGCUCGGUGAUUAUCGGGGAAUAUUCACCUCGACUUCGUCUCGGCGAAUAUUCCCCGAUAAUCACCUCGCCUUCGGCGAAUAAUUGUUAAAUGUACAUUCACGAUAGGAAUCAAUUGCCGAACAUCUUGGUUUUGCUGGAGGCCUGGUACAGGGGUAUGUAUCACAUGCUUCAUUAACGCUUUUAGUGUUAAUUUUAAUGUAAGUGAAGUCAUUAAGCCUAAAUAUUACAUUACAUUUAUUGAUUGAUUUUUUUAGACCACAGCUAGUUCGAUGUGCAGGAAAAUUUGAACUUCUUGAUCGUAUCAUGAUGAAACUGAUCAGCACAGGCCAUAGGUAUGUUAAAGUUAUAAAGUACAUAUAAUAUGUAACGUGAAGCUUGUCACAUUGAGGUGAUCACAACUUGUUGCUCUGCUUGUUGUGUUAAGUACCCUUUUGAAAAUUUAUUUUAAUCUCUCUGCUUUAGCUUGGAGAUUAGAAAAUUGUGAUUUGCCCAGGACCGCACAGAAUAUUUAAGGACGGACCAUUAGAAAAGUGAAGGCUGAGGGGAACGGGAAAAAAUCCGUAGAGGCAAAAAAAAGCCAGAAGGUGGCAGAAAAAUUAUGUCACAAGACCGGGAAAACCCAAAAAAAAACAUGUACACUAAGUCGACCGUAAAAAUGCAUGCAUGGCAGAAACUCCUCCUUUACUUGUCUAAUAGCCCGUCGCUAAGGUUGUUGCGUGUUCAUGUUUCGGGCGUUGUUCCGUAUGAGCAUCACUUCAUAUACACCUCUUUAGUGCUUACACUGUUAACAUUGUCGUUCUGCAUUAUAGAAAUGUUAUAUAUGCAUCCAAUUUGUUUCUUGGUAAUUUGUUUUGUAUUGUUUUGUUGCUGUUUGUCGAAGUCCGAAAUUUUCACAGCACCCUAUCAAUUUACACGAAACAUGCACAUAUCAAUAGCCAUAGCGUAUUUACUCGUUUAAGCGCCGCAGCACUCUUUAAAUUUUGGUGUUAUGGAUCCGGCGCUUAUUUGAGGGCGGCGCCUGUUCGAGGGCGGUGCUUCUUAUAAAAUAUAUUAUUUGUAAGCGAUAAUAUAAUACAGUACACUAUAUCAUAAAAAAAAAACAAUGAAAUGCUGGAGAAAAACGUUCCAAGUCUUGAGAUUGCAGCUUCGUACCAAAGAUGUUUUCUUUCUGCGGUUGGGCAUCGCAAACAAUUUUUCAAACGGUGCUUCGAUUAAGCGCCGCGUUGUUGUGAAUAAGUGCGGCGCUUAAUCGGGUGGCGCUCAGUCGUGGGCGGCGCUUAAACGAAUAUUGUUAUAAUCUUGUUAUAGAAUUUUGUUGUUUUGUCAAAUGACGUCGCUGAUGACAGUUAUGGAGGAUUAUUUCAAUUAUAAAGGUACACCUCGAUUUUUCAUCAGUGUACGAAUGUACGAUCACGACUCACAGUAGUUUGCGAAUUUCCCCACUUUGUUUUAUCCAUCGCCAUAUUCUUGAUUCAUUCCUGCCUUCCUUGGACGUUCACCUGUCGUAUAUUUCCUGUAUGUUCCAGGUAUAAGAUAUCUGCGUCUGGAUGGAACAACCAAAGCUGAGGAUCGUGGCCAUCUCUUGCAACUGUUUAACGCACCUAAUUCAAUAUAUUCCGUCUUUUUGUUGAGUACCAGAGCAGGAGGCCUGGGAUUGAAUCUCCAAGUUGCCGAUACAGUUGUUAUAUUUGAUAGUGACUGGAAUCCUCACCAGGUAAUAAUUUUGUGGUCUUAAAAUACUAUGAUGAAACAGGGUCAAUCUACGCCGAAUAACUGUUAAAAAAUGACAAAUUUCAGAUACCCUAGAAACUUUACCAGGACCUUGACAAGUAACCCUAUUUGCAAAUUCAGCAAAUUUGUAAAAUGUUUGACCAUAGUGCCUUGAAAUUUGGUGCAAUUUAAACGUAAUGACUCGCAAUGUUCCCGUAUUGACCUUUUCUGGAACGAGAAUUGUAGGGAGCGACGUUUAAUGGUCUGUCUUGAACACUAUUUAUUUUUGCAGUACAUACAAUGUAUCCAGCUUUUUGUGUAUCCUAAACCUAACAGAUCUCUCCAAAUUACUGCGCAGUAUUACUUACAAUAUAUACGCAAUAAAACCAAAUCGGUGGAGGCAACCAAAGCCCCAAUGCUCAAAUCUUCGGCUAAACUCUGUUUUUCAAAUCUUUUGCAAAAAAUCAUAAGAUUUAUCCAAAUGAAAAUCUGUGCUGUAAAAUGUUUGUGAAAGAAACAAUAUAAAACAUUAUUUGGAAAUUGUUAGAUGGUGUUGGGCCAAAAAGGUUGGGUGCGUUUGAGCAAAAUUUCGCCUAUCGUUGGUAUACUGAUUUAACAGAAUAACGAGAACAUUGUUAUCACAGUCAUUAAGGCGUGUCAGUAGUGAGGUUCAGUUUUGACGUCCGCUACCAUUAAGAGACCAUUAACCAAUCAGAUUCGUUUGAUAUAUCCGAUCAACCAAUCAGAUGUGUACUAUACCAGUGAGAGGUAGCUGUAGCUGUAGUCAAAUUUGAACCUCUCUAAUUAUACUUCUGCGACCGUAAUUGUUCAAUUCCUACAAUAAUUAGUUGGCUGGCUUUAAUUUCUCCUCAGUCGCAUGUCCUAUUUCGACUCACGUACCCUGGUGUUCUCCACGUACUGUACUUUGACGACCUCUCGUAGUAAACUAGUAACACUGGACCAGUAUGCAAUGGCGGCGAUGAUCUUAACUGAACUGAUCCUCUAGCGACAAGAGUCAUGAAUUCAAUCUGGUAUAGUUAGAUCACUAUAUAUUUAACUGUGUAACUUAUUUAUUUAUUAUGCUUUGCCAAUUUCACACAAUCAUAUCUGCACAAAUACAAACACAAGAAUAUACAAACUAUCAACCAAUCAAUGGCAGGGUAUACGCCACAGCUUUACGCCAAUUACAGCAGCCCUUACAGAACGAACAUGACACAUUCUACAUUAGAUCUUUAGUAAUAUAAAAAGGCCGGUUUGCACCCAGGAAAACCCUCCGCAGGAUAGGAACGGAAAGGAAAGUUACAUAGUGCUAAAGUCGUUAGUUCCAACGCCGUCCGCUCCUGCGGAAAAUUUUCCUGAGUGGAAAUUAGCCGUCUUAGUGAUCAGCAGGAAUUUGUGUCGGAUUGUUAAACAUUUGUAUUUAUUGUUACUAGGAUCUGCAAGCUCAAGAUCGAGCACAUCGUAUUGGUCAAACCAAUGAAGUUAGAGUUCUUCGUCUGGUCACUGUCAACAGUGUUGAAGAAACAAUUAUAGCUGCUGCUCGAUAUAAACUUAAUAUUGAUGAAAAGGUAUUGUAUGCUGGCUUUUGUUGAAACAAAAGUGUUAUUCAUUGAAUUAUAUUACUUUUGUCGGCGCAAUGUGGGUCAGAUCCACGACUGCUAUUACAGAACCCUAAAAUUGGGGCGAACACGAAAUAUUGGGGUGCCAACAUAUUCCCACAAUUUCUUUCCUUGCAGAUUUCAUUCGUUAAACUCGUAUGGCCAUAUUUUAGUGCACAUUUGCUUUAUCAGUCUUCAUUGUUGUGCUAACAUUGUCCAAGCUUCUUAGUGACUCUGUUGAUCAACUAGUCAAUGUUAAGGGACGCGGUCGUCCCACUUUGCCUCAUAUCAUUUCUCAGCAGCUGAUGAAACAAAAGUUUGACGUGCAAAAUUAUACGUUAAUUCAUGCGUCUUUGUAUAGGUUAUUCAAGCUGGUAUGUUUAAUCAGAACUCAACUUCAGGUGAACGUAGAGCUUUUCUUGAAGCCUUGCUUGAAAAUGACAAGGAUGACGAGGAAGUAAGUUAUUGAGCCUACAUUACUGUUUAUUGCACAAAAACCCUGAUACCUUGUUUCCAUGCAUUUUUUAACCAUGGCAAGCGCACAUACAUGAAGGUUAUAUCCCGCGAUGUUUUCUCCAUGAAUAUGUUUCACUUCAAUCUUGAUUCCGUUAAAUCGUAUAACGAAACUUACCUUGUUGUGUUUAUAAUCACAACAGGAGGAAAAUGAAAUCCCUGAUGACGAGACUGUGAAUCAAAUGAUUGCAAGAAGUAUAGAGGAAUUCGAAAUAUUUCAGGUAAUGAUUUCAUUUUACAGCAAUUCUUGAUUAUCAUUCCCACCAUCAUUGCUUUGACAAAUCUGUUUCCAUUUUUUUGUCGAUUGUUGGUUAAAUGCAUGAUAAGUAAUGAGCAAAGAAAUAAACGAGGCUAGAGAACUGAUCGUUUCUCGUUGUAUACAACGCCUGAACAUUUUUUGCUGACUAAGAACAUAACGUUCGCAUCUGGCUUUAACCUCCUUACAGUUGUGCUAGCCUUACUAAAAUUGUGGGUUUUUUAUGUUUUAGAAAAUGGACUACGACAGGAAAAUUCAGGUAAAUUUCCGGCUCUGUUCUCGAAGAUGGGGAAGAAUGGGGAAGAUGAUAAAUCUAAUUUCAGUCGUUGAUAUUUCAUCCAAUGUGUAAUUCUGUUGUUGUUAAUAUUAGUAAAUUACUAAAGCUUUUUCUUUAUGAACGUGUUCUAGGAACAAAAAAAUGGUGGUAAGCCACGCUUGAUGCGAAGUAAUGAACUGCCAAGUUGGAUCAUUAAAGAUGAUGCCGAGGUCAGAGAAUGUAGAUAAUUGCUACAGAAUAUGGAGCUCUUGAAAUAAAGAGGGAGGGGAUCCGUAUGACCCGUUUUCAAUGAUCCCUUGCUUUGAGUUAUUGACCUUGCUUUCAGUGGUUUCAAUGUGUGCAAAUUUUGUAUAUAAUUCUUUAAAUAAUGCAUAUUUGGUCAUGCUGACCCCUCUUUCCAACGUUAUUUUGAGCGCUGUAUUCAUAACUAAUACGUGACUUCUGCUUUAGGUGCCAACAUUGGCUAACAGUUCUGUGUAAUAAUAUAUACAAAUUUGUUUUUAAGUCUAUAUUGAACGUAUCCGCGAAUGAAAGGUUAUUUUAAUAUGUACCUUCCACGAGUUUGAACAACAAAGUUCCUUGGCGCCAUGUCCAAAACGUUUUUGAAAUUAAACUCAAAGUUCUUUCAACGUACUAACCUUGACUCAAAUGGUUGACCGUGUUAAUAUUUUUAAGAAUGAAUCUUAGUCUCUGUAUCUGCCAUGUCACUGCGCAGGUUGAAAGAUUAACAAAUGAAGAUGAAGAGGAGAAAUUAUUUGGUCGUGGCAGUCGACAGAAAAAGACAGUUGAUUAUAGUGAACCAUUAACAGAAAGACAAUGGCUAAAGGUACACCACAUUUUUACCGUUUACUCUCGUUGUAACAAUACAUGUUUAACGUGUUUAUCCCCUUCAGACGAAGCUUUGCACACGAGGUCAACACGUUCACAACAACCUCGUAAAAAGUGAUGAAGAACUCCAAAGUAGUUACAAUAUUUGAAGAUAUAAUACAAAACACUAGCGAUUCGAAACUGAACUGAUUUUAGUAAACUCCAGUAUAGCGUAAAAGGUAUAUUAAGCACUAUUUAAAACACGAGAAAGAGUGUUUUAUCAUAUUUAAAACGCGAGGCGCAGCCGAGCGUUUUAGAUAUGAUAAAACGCGAGUUCGAGUGUUUUGAAUAGCUUAAAAUACGACUACAAAAGAAUACUAAUUAGGAUGAACAAUUAUAGAUAAUCAUACUAAUUAGGAUGAAUAAUUAUAUAAAGAAUACUAAUGAAAAUGAGUUUAUCAGAUAUAAAGUCACUCCACGUGACAUAUUAUGGCUGACUUGAUUUGCCACAAGGUUUAUGAAUUUUUAAUGAGUAUUUUAAUUAAAGUUGACAAAACUACAAGAAAGUCAAUUGGCCUGCAUUAGCUGAAUUGAGCUAACUUUAUGUACUAGAUAGCUUUAUUUUAAAAUUCUAAACUGUAUGCCGUAUAGGUACAGUAAAGGCCGUUCCUUAUUUCUUCAGUGUUAAUACAGGCACCUAGCUGGAAUCCUGCCAUGUUUGAUAUCGGGCACUCCUUAUUCCAUCAUUCUUAUGAUAUCCUACUAAGGCGUAAUUAUAAUGGAAAACACCAACACCCGUUCUUGACUGUCGUACCCUUGUGUUUAUAACGUUAGCUUAACUGUGUUUACUCUUGCAGACUGUUUAUAACUUUAAGUUUGUUUUUUGCUGUAGGCGAUAGAAGACGGGUGUCUUGAUGAGAUGGAGGAGAGACAGAAAAGUAAGAAAGCAAGAAAACGGAAACGACACGAUGACGAUGGUGAAACAUCCAGCCAGAAAGUAAGACAAUUUGAUAAUCACACUGUUACUGAGCCCCAGGGGUGGUCCUUUGGUAAGGCCUAGCACUCGGUAGCCCUAGUUAUACCAGGGUUAUACGGGUACGGUGAAGACAUCUGGAUGCAGGAUGGUGUAUGAAGUUUGCGAUAGUAAUAGUUUUUGGUUCAUAUAACCAGGGCGAGGUGAAUCAAGAAGUCAAUUUUUUUUGGUCUCGGCAAAACUGCUUGUAAAAUUAAUGCUUGUCUACUUAUGUGGAGUCACUACAGCAAUAAAAUCCACCUUGACAAAAUCCCCGCCGACAAAAUUCCCAGCGACCAAACAUCCGACAACAAUAUCCCCAUAUAAUACAGAAUUAAUAGCACCAUUUACUCGGAUUUUCUGCCCCAAACGUAACAUAUUGAUUCACUAAAGCAUUCCCCGCAUGCCUAUACAGUUUAAGUGUUCUUCAGAGGCGGGCGAUGCUGCGCGGUCUCGGUCAAAUUACUUUUCCUCUUAAUUUGGUGAUGGUAAUGGUUUAUUAAUCACAUUUCAAUAGCAAAGUACAGUAUAUAGCUAAAUUAUUAUGUGUUUACAGGAUUAUGAAGAGUAAAAUACAAAACUCUUAAAAUCCUCCAAAUACAAAACUCUUUCCACGUUUUUAUAUACAAAUUCUAUUAUAUACAUCUGGCUUAAAGCCAUCAUUCAAGAAAUCAAGCCAAUGACAAUUAUCGUCCCGUGAUAAGGUGUAGACGUUUAUGAUCAGAUAUAUUUUCUAAAUCAUUCUCGCUGUACACAUUUGCACCUUACCAUACAGACGAAUACGUUACGACAGAUCAAUCUAAACCUUUCUUACCAGUGAACGUACUAUACGACUUACGCCAGCCUGAUUACGUUGCUGCUACGAAAAUUGCACUCCUGUCUACAUAAUUAGGAUAGUACAAGUUACAAUAUUUUAUUGUAUAGUACAAGUUACAACAUUUUAUGUUUUAUUACAGUCGUCAAAGAAGAAACGUGGUCGCCCGACAGUAGACAAAGGUAUUUUGCAAGUCGUAGAACUUGUAUAUGUCACGCCAAAACCAUUUCCGUCAUUUCGUGCAAAAUAAAUUACACUUAGGCAGUUACACGAUACUGGAUUCGUAUCUGAGCGACAUCAAUUUAAGGUGUUUUCCAAUCUUAUCUGCUCUUACAACUUUUCAUAUUUGAAGACUUUGUUUAAUUAUGUUAUAUUAUCAUAAUUUUAAGUGCCAAAUUCACCUCGAAGCAGUAAAAUUUGAUGUUGCUCCGAUGCGAAUCCGGUAUCGUGCAACAGGGGGCCAUAGGCAGAUUAUUUAGCCAUUCCGAAGUUGAUGAGUGGACUGGGGACGAGUGUUAAAAAGUGCCCAAAUUAAGAAAUGAACCAAAUCACUAAAAAGACCACCUCAACAUUAGUAAGUAUACGAAGUUUGAAGACGUUUACAUCAAUAUCCAUCGAAUAAUAAGCUUUCGAAAAGCGUGGUAUUUACUAUGAAAUGUAUUGUAAUUUUUGUUUUGGGGACGCGCGUCCCAAAAACAAUCUUUUAAUCAGUAAUUUCACGAUUUUCGAAAGCUUAUUAUUCAAAGGGUAUUCAUGUAAACGUCUUCAAACUUUGUAUACUUACUAAUUUUGAGGUGGUCUUUUUAGUUAUUUGGUUCAUUUCUUAAUUUGGGCACUUUUUAAGACUCGUCACCAGUCCUCUCAUCAACUUCGGAAUGGCUAAUUAGGGACCGUUGGAGAAUCUGUCUCAUUCACUUGGGAAUUCACAUCGUUAGCUUUGCUUGUCAUGGGUCCAGUCUGAACGCGAAUGUGGAAAUCGUGCAAAUUUGGGCACGGUUCAUGAAGAACAAUAAAUAUCGACAUUUUGACAGGAACAAGACACUGCUUUCAGUACUGUAGUAAAAUGUACAGUAAGUAAGGUUCAUAUGUUAAUUUGGGCUUUUUUUUCUUUCAGUAAAAUUGUCACCAAUUGCUGCAGAGUUGAAGAAAAAGAUGAAGAAAAUUAUGAAAUAUAUUAUUCAUUACAGAGACGAGUAAGAUUUCAUAUUUCCUUGUCAAUCACGUAGUUUAGAGAAUAUAAUAAUUUAUUUAAUAAAUCACGAUAUACCAACUUAGUAGUUGUCAACAUUCCCUGUGAACCUGGAAUACCCAAGGAAACACAUCAUUUCAGCAGGACUAGGCUAACUCUUUCCACUUGAAUGUUUUUGUCAGGAGUGCAUGAGAAUCGAUUCCAGGACUUCAGGAUGAACUUUUAAACAAACAUUGUUUGUGCCAUUGAAAAUUGAAGUAUAAAUUGAUUGAAAUCUAUAUCUUUUCGCUGUCAUAUAAAAUGUAAUACUCUUCUAUUUCUUCACUAGCGAUGACCGUCCAUUAGCAGAUAUCUUCACCGUGUUACCAUCAAAGAAGGAUUUGCCAGACUACUAUCAAAUCAUCAAACAGCCAGUUGAUAUUAAAAAGAUUAAAGUAAGCGCAUGCGAUAAAUAAACAAAUAUUUUAAUGGGGUAGUCAGUGUGAUGAUGAUCAGAUAUCAGCGUGCGUGUUUAAAUAAAGUUUUUACCUACCUACCUACCUACCAGCCGUGGUGUAGAUAUUGAAUACGGUUGGGUUUUGUAGAUGGAAAUUUCGAGUGUUGCGACAAAUGCAACUAUAGGCCCUCUGUCAGGAAUCGAACUUGCGCUCUGCGAUUCCCAUGCAGCGCUCUAACCAAGUGAGCUAUUUGAGAAAAAUUUUGAUAAAUUUACGAAAAUAUUACUGAAAAAUUAUACAAAUUUCGGUAAGUUAGUGAAAAAUGGUAUGUCCGAAAAUCCCGAAAAUAUUAAUUAUUAGCGCCUGAAAAGUCCGUCGGUCGGGUAAAACAAGCUCACCCCCCCCCCAGCCGUAAUACCCAAGUUAUGACCCUGCCAACUGUUACGUUUUCACCUAAGUGUUUUUCGAAUUUGUUUAUACUCAUGGCGUAAGAGUAGUAUACAGCUAUUUCAAUUAAGAUUGUCCCCGGAGCAAAGCGGAAAAGUCGAAUACGAGCGCGAAAGGCUGCUGAGAAUCGCUAAUAAAUUCAUUCAUUUAUUUGCGAUUCCCAGCAGCCUUUCGCGCUCGUAUUCGACUUUUCCGCUUUGCUCGGGGGACAACCUUAAUUGAAAUAGCUGUAUACUGUAUAUAAUCUAGGCGUAAUGUUGUGUUGGGAAUCCCUAAUAUGAAUGUUCCUUUACAAAUAUAUAUUGACAUGAUUCUAUUUGCAUGCUUUAUGAAGGAGAGAAUUAACGGUCAUCGUUAUCGUGCUAUGGACGAUCUUCAAACUGAUUUUAUGUUGAUGUGUAGAAAUGCUCAGACGUACAACAUUGAAGGCUCAAUUGUGAGUUUGUGAUUUAAAGCAUAGUAAUAUAAUGUGAUGUAGUGUAAUGUUACAUAUAUAAGCAUUAGAUUUAAUUUAUGGAUAUAAUAUAUUUUGUAAUAUUGAAAUACAACAUAAAUAAUAUAUUCACAUUAUUUCCCCCACCCGGCCUAUUAAGAUUACAGUGUGAACAUUUCCUACAUAUGUAUUUCACAUAAAUAAUAGCGAGGUUCAGUUUUGACUUCCACUACCGCUACCAUAAACUAAUCAGAUGCGGUCAAUCUACCCGAUUCACCAAUCAGAUGUCAGUAGCGGUGACAGAAGUCAAAUCCGAAGCUGUCUCUUACCAACCAAGCAGGAGAUUUAAUGUUAAUCACGUGAACUCAAAUCGCGUUUAAAACGUUUCAUUUUUUGUGCCAACAAUUUUUGAUGUGGUUGCAAAACUAAAAUCCCUUUCUCCUAAAAAAGUAAUGUGCUGAAUAAAUUAGAAGGCACUUAAUUAAUGUGAUGAGGCUAAUAUGCUUUUAUGCAAUUUGUUUAGAUUUACGACGAUUCGAUAGCCUUACAGGUAAAUGAGAAUUAACGAGCCGUAUUUAUACAGUGAUAUAGAUGUUAAUUGACGGCCAUUUUGUAUUUCGUAGUCACUCUUCUUUCACGUCCGCGAGAAAGUUGAAGCAGGUGAAGAACUGGUGACGAAUAAAUCAACAAACAGUGACAAGGAAGACGAAGACGACGAUGAGGAGGUAUGUUUUAAUACUUGGUAAAAUGUUUAUAGACAUAACCUUCUCUUGUUUUGCGAAGUUUCAUGAAAACGUUUCAAUAUUGUGAUGAGUUGUAAAAAUUCAAACGAGCCACUCGCAAACUUUACAGUUUCAUAUACACGGGCUUAAACUUCCGUGAUAUAAAAACCCAGAGCCAAGAGAAAAACAAAUUAAAGACAUUGGCGAUUUUUUGCCGUUCCGGUCUGGAUUAAGCAUUUUUAAUAAAAUCGUCAAUUUUCUGAAGGUAUUCGCGACGAAUGUGGAGGAAUUUUUAGCUUUGAUGAAAUUUUAGAGACUAGUCGCUGCAGACGUGAUAGCAGAUACAAAUAAGGGACUGACCAUUAGAAAAGUGAUGGGGAGGGGAGGGGGGAUUUUCUAAGAGGCAAUAUAUUUUUUUGUACACCUACUGUAUAGAAGAAUUUUUUUUUUCUCACUUGAUGGCUGGAAAUUUUUUUUAAGUGAAAUUUAUAGGCCUAUCUUCCAAGCUAGGAAUUUUUUUUUGCACUAUGCCUGGGAAGAUUUAUUUUUUCCUAAUUUUUUUUCUGGGAAUAAUUUUUUUUUUUGGUUUUGCCAACAUCACUCUUCUAAUGGUCCGUCCCUAAUGGUGCCAGGAUGACAACGUUGGUUUGCCUUUUUAACCGACAAUUAUGAGAAUUGUAAAUAGAGAAAGAAGAAAAACGAAGACGCUUCAUACAGUCGUUAUUUUCCCUUUCUCGUUACGUUUUCGUCUUCGGUCUAUUGAGCUAGGAAAUGUCGACAGAGAAAUACAUGUAGAUGGGUUUUGUAGAUGGAAAUUUCGAGUUGGAAUUUUAUAUACCGGGUGGCGCAAAAAAAAGUAUAACUGUUUGAUUACAUAUAGCUCAAAGACCAUAAGCAGUAGAACCCAAAAUCGAGUUUCAUUGCAUCCAGCGAUGUCUAACUUAAAUUUUGGUAUACUCGACAGGCAUUUUCGUCCAAGAUUGACUGAGAUAUGAGUGUUUAAACUUUUGUUAGCAAAUUUGAAACGGUCACAAAUUAGCUAAAAACGGCCUAUUAAACUGAUUUUUAGCUAAUUUGUGACCGUUUCAAAAUUGUUAACAAAAGUUUAAACUGUUAUAUCUCAGUUAAUCUUGGACGAAUAUGCCUGUCAAAUAUACCAAAAUUUAAGUUAGAUAUCGCUGGAUGCAAUUAAACUCGAUUUAUGGUUCUACUGCUUAUUGUUUCUGAGUUACAAGUAAUCAAACAGUUGUACUUUUUUUUGCGCCACCCGGUAUUUAUUAGACCUAACCAUGCAGGAGCAGUUGCAGAAGGAGUCGAAGGGCCGCAAGUUCGAUUCCUGUCAGAGGGCCUAUAGUUGCAUUUUUCGCAACUCCCCCUGGUUAUAUGUUUAAUAAAUCUAUAAAAUUCACACUGGACAUUUCCAUCUACAAAGCCAUUCUGCAAUUAUAUCGAGUGUAGAUGCCCAAAAUCCUGAUAGAGACCUAUUCCCACAGUAGACCGUACUGUUUCUUGUACUUGCCCCAAUGGCCUCAUUGUUAUGUGUUUAUUCCUCCUGUUUCGUGCACAGUAGGGCUCAAGAUCAAAGAGAAACAUAUUCGUGCACGAAACAUCGAGGAAUAGCCUUCAUGUGCGCCUGCCAUGUUGAAACAGGCAAACAUGGGAACGUGGUCAUUGGGGCAAAAGUGCAAUAAUUAUCAUAAAGUCGAUUCUUUGGAAGUAAUGUUUAUAUAACUUUAAUCCUGUUUAUGAAGGUUGAAGAGCAAGCUGAAGAGGAAAGUGAUGUGUCAGAUGACGGUAAACAUCUCUAUUUUUUAAUUUUAAGUUUUCGUUUGCUCUACUUCCUAAGUUAUAUAUAUAUAUAUAUAUAUAACUGUACAUCGCACAUUUAUUUGGUAAUAUAUUUUUGUACCUGACCUCCACAGGGUUUCUUGUAAGAAUUUGUGAGUGGGGAUGUCAUUAAAAAAGUGACCUACCUGUAAUUUGGAGAUGGUGAACAGAGAAAGUUCGAACUCAUAUGGAGAUCGGCAGCCCAUAAAAUGUUCAUAAUUUUGAACCUUUGGAUCAUUUAAACUUCCGCUCUAUGUCAAUACGUACGCUGUCAUAAGAUUAUCGAGCCUUAGAAAGACAUUUUCUGAGAAUCCUUAAAUACUCCUCUUUUUCUGUUCUUGCCUUUCUUUUUACUUACAUUUUAUUAAAUAAAAAGGACUCAUCGUUUAGCAGAUGGUGUUUGACUCCUAGCUUAUAUGGUAAGAGGCAUUGCGAGUCCGAAGCAAAAAAGUACUAGAGAAUAAUAGAAUAUGGAAUGAUUAAAAUAGGGUACAAAAUGGAGUAGAUAGAUGAUAGAUCAGGAUGCAAUAUGAUAGAAUAAAGUAGGAUAGGAUAGGAUAGAGCAAAGUAGGGUAUAAUUGAUUAUAGUUGAUUACAAUGUUUUAAACAGUAUUGGGUAGAAUAUGGAUCAGCUAGGAUGUCAGAAAGGUAUAUUUACAUAUGAGAAUACUAGCUGCAAAGAUAUAAAGUAUAGCAUACAAUAAAAUAUAUAAAGAACCGUGUCUUAAUUAAAGAGUUCUAAUUCAAAUAAGAACUUUUAAACAAUCAAAAGAUCGAUUUUACAUUAAUAAUUGCCAUUAACGUAGUUCUCCAAUUAAAAAUUACUUGUAAACAACUGUAUGGUUUAAACGUUAAAGUUGUAAUCUUUUGUUUGUUCAUUUAUAGCUCAUCAAUCAACGUCACAAGACGAAAGUCAGUUAGUCAAUUUAGAACAAACAGUAAAUUGAUAUAUUCAUAACUCCAUUUAAAAACACACUUAACGUUAGGCGUAGUAAUAAAACACUGAAUAUAUGUGGUGAAUAAAACAACUGUAAUUCACUGUGGUGAAUAGAACACUGUAAUAUAUAUAUAACUCUGCAUGAUUUUAUUUAAACUGUAUUAAAACGUAUUUAAUCCGUGUGUUAAAUGGUGCUCUUAAUCAUUAGAGUGUAAGUAGAAAAAAUUCAUUCUUUCUGUUUUUGGAAAACACCACGUACAUGUAUUUAUCAAAAACGUGAAUUAACAUAAAUGGGCUAUUGAAUCAAACCUAAGCUAAAUUAUUUAAAUUAAUGUGAUAUUUUCCAAAACAGAAUUAUAAAUAGAUUAACAGCCUUGUGUAAAAAUACAAAGAACCAGUAAAAACUUAUUUAAUGUUUAAUAAACCAGAAUCAGUGUUUGUAAGCUUUCUUGGUGUUACAGUUCUCUCGUCCAGUCGACUUAUCGAGCGAAUAACAUUAUUUGAACAGGCUCACUCUGGCAACGUUGUUAAUAACAUGGUUCUCUUCAAUCUUGUUAUUCAAUGGACCAUUUGCAUUAUAGACUAAAUUUUGAUCUAGACAAAAAUUUCAUCACAGAAAAUUUCAUCACUUGAAAGAGCAUCACAAAAUUAGUAAUAUUCCAAAGUUUCGUUGCGAAAUGUUGUAAAAUGCGGAUAAUAUACCUUGCGAAGUUUGCCGUUUUUCAGUCAUUUUGUAUUACGCACGGGAAAUUGACAGCCCAAUCGGGUGUUGGGGCAUCAAUUUCCCGUUUGUAAUACAAAAUGACUGAAAACUGCAAAUUUCGCAAGGCUAUAUUAUCCGCAUUUUACAACAUUUCGCAACGAAACUUUGGAAUAUUACUAAUUUUGUGAUACUCGUUCAAGCUGUGAUGAAAUUUUUGUCUGGACUUGUUUAGAUCAAAAUUUAGUCUAUAAUGCAAAUGGGCCAUUGGUACAGUGAUUGUUUUUACAAUACCCCCUUCCGGAAAGUACAUACGUCACUUUGUCCUCAGAGCCUCGUUUUCGUUAAAGUCCAACGUCCCAAUCACGUAAACGAGGCCGGCUAUAGCCAAACCGACGUACUUCCGGAAGCGUGUAUUCUGCCAAAAACAAUGGACAACUUGCAUGUUAGGCUAAAUUUUAAUCUAAGUAACGAGAAGGGAAUCAAACACCACAGUUAAAAAGAACAUAAUGAAAUUAGUAAAAUUGCAUAAUUUGGUUGCGAAAUGUUGUAAAAUACGGAAAAUAUAGCCUUGCGAAGUUUGGACAUUUUCAGUAUAUUUGUAUUACGUACAGAAAUUGUUACCAUUUUCGGCUCAAAAAUGGUAACAAUUUCCGCACGUAAUACAAACAUACUGAAAAAACUUCAAACUUCGCAAGGCUAUAUUUUCUGUAUUUUACAACAUUUCAUAACCAAAUUUUGCAAUUUUACUGAUUUUAAUAAGUUCUUUACGAGAAUUUACUUUUUUGCCUAAAUCAAAAAUUAGUCUAACUUGCAAGUUGCCUAUUCAUACAUAUAUAUCUUUGUUAUAUGCUUUAAGGCUGCAUUCCAGUUACGCGUUUUUCAUACGUGCGUACACGCACCGUACACGCACGUAAAAGUUGAAAUCGCUUUACAUCCUACUUAUGAAAUAACUAAAUUUAUAAAAGGACAGCAUUCAGUUUUGUGUAUGAUUUAAUGUGUAUUUGUUAAGGUUAUUUGCACUUAUAUGAAAUUUUAAGCGAAUUCGACUUUUACGUGCGUAUGAAAAACGCGUAACUGGAAUGCAGCCUUUACUGUCAGCUACAAACACCCAUAUUGGGUGGAACGAUUUAUUAACACGAAGUGAUGAACAGCUUGCUAAGAAAAUUAUAAAAUUAAAAGAAAAUUUAGGUUUAAUAGCAGUAAUUAAAUACAUGCAUGCAUGUAAGUAUAUAUAGUUUUAACACACGACCCUUUGAAAAACAAAAGUUACUUUAGUUGAAUAGUCUAUACCGUGUAUAUAAAUAUCUAUAAAUAAUAAUAAUAAUUAGGGUUUACGGAAAUCGUACAGUACUUUUCUUGUAAAGUAUAUUUCUCGUGAUAUUAAAAAUCUGUAUGUGAUUGCAUUAUGAUAAACUUAAAAUUUAAUAUAAAUGAUUUUUAGACACCACUUUAUCGUCUCUGAAAAUGCGAAUUAAGAUCAGCAAAGAAGAAAAGGUAAGUAAAGGUUUUCUGAGUGCAUGUUGUUUUACAAAGUUGUGCAUGCUUUGCAAUGUGCAUGCUAUUUGUGAAGUUUCUUCCAAACUUUUGCAAGGAUCUGUAUUUAUAUGGUUUGUGAACUACCUAGAAUGGGAAUACUGAACUCGAAAACCUGAUUUCAGCUCGAUACACCCUUCCGGAGAGUAUACGUCAUUUUAGCUAUAGAGCCUCGUUUUCGUGAUUGAGCUGUAAUGUCACAUACUCGAAAACGAGGCUCUAUAAGCAAAGUGACGUACUUUCCGGAAGGGUGCAUUGCAUUGAAGAGCAAAAGAAUGAUUAUACAUAUAUAUUAUGAAUUACUCAUGAUAUGUUAUAUAUAGCUCUGAAUUUCAACAUAGCGUUUGGGAUAUUCUUCGUAAACAUUAUCAUUGAUACAUUUAGGGUUUUUGACAUAGCGUUUGGGAUAUUCUUCGUAAACAUUAUCAUUGGUACAUUUAGGGUUUUUGACAAAGCGUUUGGGAUAUUAUCAUUGGUACAUUUAGGGUCCAACAUUAGUUUGAGGACAGCACACUGUCUCCUGUUCCCCUUUAUCUAUGGCUUUGCCAUUUCCUGGGAAUAUGUUCCCUUCGGCUGUUGUGAGAUGGUCGACCUGAACCAGGCCUUAAAAUAUCUUUUACAAGGCCGUCUGACAAAAUGUCCGGUGACGUUGAGUUUGGGUCGGACAUAUGUCCGAUGACCUUCGGUUCAGUUUUUGCUCGGAAAUAAGUCUGAAUGACACAAUGAAUAAACGGUAAAUGUUGUAAAGAUAUUAAAUAAUUUGUUUCUUUCAUAUUUAUUUCCAAGCCAAAAUUAGCUUGCUUGCCAGAACAGCAGUGUUAAAAAAGACUUCGACAACUUAAGCCCGUUUUCCACUUCACCAUUUCGCUCGCCGCCCCGCGCUCGACUAUGUUAAAACAACAUUUCCAGUUCACCUUUUAUACAAUAGUACUUUGAUUUUCCAUUUAACAUUUUGAUUUACGUCGGACAAAGCUACAGUUCGGUCGGACACCAAUUCACUUGGGUCGGACAAACAAUAAACCUCAGUUUCACUUUGGUCGGACAGAAUGUCCGGUGGUUUCCUCUCUACGUCGGACAAUUUCACGAAUGGGUCGGACAAUGUCCGUGACCGACCGAUAUUUUAAGGCCUGUGAACAUUCUAUAUCGUUCCUAUUUGAAAUGUUAUAAACUUUAUGGUCAAACUGAAUAGUGAGCAACUCAUUAACUAAUUUAAUACUAUAAUUACAGGCAAAGAAACACCAAAGCCAAAUGAAAAAAGUUGGCGAAAGCAGUUCACGACAAGAAGAAAAUUCUGAAGAGGUAUGAAUAUUUGAAUAAUGCUGCAGUGAUCUUUAAAAAUCGUUAUGAAUUAAAAAUCUGUAUUUUCGAGUAGCCUGAUCCGGGUUGCAAGGUGCGGCAAUCAUAAGUAUAUAAGACAUGUAUUUGAUAUUCAAAACUUUCGAGUGGUCGCACUCAGACAAAUUUUGCUUGCAUGACAAUUAGAUGUAAAUGGAGUAUUUCAUAUCUCAUGUCAUAACAGAUUCUUCGUUCGCUACUAUCUAACCAAAGAAUUAGUUAUGACACGUGAUCUGAAAUGGCGAAAUUGCACAGUAUUUGGCACAGGGAGAACACUGCCCUGCCAAAUGUUAUACAAGCCGCCGUUUUCCGUUUUUCUGCGGAGGAAGCUAACUCACUAAGUAUUGAGGGUGCCAAGAUGCAUUCAGUAAAAUUAGGUGGUUCUCAUUUUCUUGGACUAUGAGCAUACAGGUCACGCAAAUUGCACAAUGGAUAUAAACAUUAGAGAGAUUCAGAUUUGACUACCACUACGGCCAAUUUUUAAAAGCUUAAUACGAAUUUGAUUGGUUAUUAUUGGGUAGAUUAAAUGCAUCUUAUUGAUUAAUGUUAACGGUAGCCGUAAGUAGUAAAGGGAAGAGGUAAAGUAAAAAGUCAGUAAAGGCAAAACGAAACCGUCCGCGAUAAAUUUGGUCAGCGACAGUUUUCGAUAGUUUUCCCACCUGUUGUCGAUGAGGGGUUGAUGAGAAGUCGAUGUGGGGCAUUGGUAUCUAGGCACAAAAGCCGUACCAAAAGUAACAGCGUCUUUAACUACCAAGCCCUAUCUGGAAUUCAACUUCCGCCAUAAAUUUUCUUUAUUGGUCGUGAGUUAUGAUAUUUAUUUCGUGCGCACACCCCUAGUGCACCCCGAUGAUGUCAUCAUCUCAGAUGAUGGUUGAACACUAUAAAUUACUUUCACACUUUAGUGCGCACACCCCUUAGUGAGCACACCCCUUAGUGCGCACACCCCUUAGUGCACACGCCCCUUAGUGCGCACAUCCCUUAGUGCGCACAUCCCUUAGUGCGCACACCCCUUAGUGCGCACAUCCCUUAGUGCGCACAUCGCUUAGUGCGCACAUCCCUUAGUGCGCACAUCUCUUCUUGCGCACAUCUCUUCUUGCGCACAUCUCUUAGUGCGCACAUCUCUUCUUGCGCACACCCCUUAGUGCGCACAUCUCUUCUUGCGCACAUCCCUUAGUGCGCACACCCUUAGUGCGCACACCCCUUAGUGCGCACACCCCUUAGUGCGCACACCCCUUAGUGCACACACCCCUUAGUGCGCACAUCUCUUCUUGCGCACACCCCUUAGUGCGCACACCCCUUAGUGCGCACACCCCUUAGUGCGCACACCCCUUAGUGCGCACAUCUCUUCUUGCGCACAUCCCUUAGUGCGCACACCCCUUAGUGUGCACAUCCCUUAGUGCGCACAUCCCUUAGUGCGCACACCCCUUAAUGCGCACACCCCUUAGUGCACACACCCCUUAGUACACACACCCCUUAGUGCACACACCCUUAGUGCGCACAUCCCUUAGUGCGCACAUCCCUUAGUUCGCACAUCCCUUAGUGCGCACAUCCCUUAGUGCGCACAUCCCUUAGUUCGCAUAUCCCUUAGUGCGCACAUCCUUAGUGCGCACAUCCCUUAGUUCGCACAUCCCUUAGUGCGCACAUCCCUUAGUGCGCACAUCCCUUCUUGCGCACAUCCCUUCUUGAGCACAUCCCUUAGUGCGCAUACCCCUUAGUGCGCACAUCUCUUCUUGCGCACAUCCCUUAGUGCGCACACCCCUUAGUGUGCACACCCCUUAGUGCGCACACCCCUUAGUGCGCACACCCCUUAGUGCGCACACCCCUCGUGCGCAUACCCUUGGUACAAUGACGUCAUAUGGCGGGACAAUACGGUAUACAAAGGGUUGUAUGUACGCUGAUGACGUACAGAACCCCUCUUCCCUUUACUACUGCCGUAGUGGAAGUCGAAAUCUGAACCUCGUUUCGUGCGUUUAUGCUGUAAUAAUGCUCUCGGGGAAUGUUGGGGGAAUACUCGAGAAGCGUGUAAAACACUCGGCAACGCCUCGUGUUUUACACGCUUCUCUCGUAUUCUCCCAACAUUCCCCUCAUGCAUUAUCACACCAUAAAUGCACGCGACUUGUUUUCUAUUACUUAAAUAAAUCCUCUUAACGUCGCUUAUAUUAUUCACGAGUAUUGCCGCAUUUUUUCUUGGACAACAAUAUCUUCAAUUGUAGAAAGAAUUUUAAUACUGAUAGCCUAAAGAGUUAACCCCAGCUCAGAGCCGAGCAAAGCAAGUGAUGGGUUUGCCUAAACAACUAGAACUGCCUGUGCCAGUGUAGGUAGUCCCAAUAAUAAGAAAGCUGCGGAUUGAUAUAGAUAUACAACUACCUGAAAAUACAAGGAGAAGGUAGUUGUACCCUAUUAAUUAAAGUUGGGUGGUAUAACGUAUUGGCAGAUAGUUGUAUCCCUAUAAAAAAAAUACCUAAAGAAAAUUGGAAGGAAUUCUUACAGUUCCGAAACUUUAUUCGCAACAUGAAAAUAAACGAAGCUUCGAUUAACUAUUUGCUAUUUCGCGAGACAAAUAGUGUGUUUGCUUCUCGUUUGUGGACUUUUCUUCAUUUCUGGCAGCUUAAAUAAAAAGAUAAACCACUGAUAGCCACCGAUACCGGUAUAUUUUAUUGUAUACCGUAAUAACGGUAUACCGGUAUAGCGUCAAAACCCAUACCGGUUUCAACUAAAUACCGUGAAUACCGGUAUACCACCCAACUUUACUAUCAAUCUACAGCUUUCUUAUUACCUGAGCAGCGCUUUUAUCCUAACAUAUUCUAACUCGUUCGACCGUUAGUGCAACCUUUGAGCAAUAGUGACAGACUGUACUCAGCCUUGCAUACUAACGAGAUUCCUCUCAUUAGUCGGAUAUUUAAUGACUCUCGCUCGCCCUGAAAACUAGAAUAUAUAGUCUGUUCACACGUGUUAGUUAAAUUUUUGUAUCCAAAUAAAGAAUUUUAUAAACGAUGAAGUGACAACUAGACAACUUUUUGCUCCCAAAGUCAAAGCCGUGCUAGCUAUAGGCGAUUCCAGCUUUUAGUUUAUGCGUGCAGGGGGUGAUGGGAAGUAAGAUAUCAUAUUGCUGAUUAUGCUGAAAAAAUAAAAAUGGUGGUCGUGUAAACACGGAGUGAUAGCUUAUACUUGUAAAUAUUGAAAUAUUUCGGUUGUUUCGGCAGUUUUUAUUGAAAUUUUUCAGCAUAAUCAGCAAUAUGAUACCUUACUUCCCAUCAUCCCCUGCGCGCAUAAAUUAAAAACUGGAAUUGCCUAUUGAAAAUUGCCAAAUAGCAAACCAAUAAAUGCUUUGAGAGAGCUGCGGAUGCAUGGGGAGAGGUACAACAUCCUGAAAACUAUACAGGGUGUCUAAAAAAACGCUAUGGAAAUUCAACAGGCUGUCGUGCAACAAACCUUGCUAAAUUUCUCAUCGUUACGAUUUAAAAAGAGUAUCAUUGAAAAGCUAAAUAACUGUUCUUUCGUCUUAUGUAAAAAUUGAAUUGUUUAGCUACGUUUAUGAUGCACGACAGCCUGUUGAAUUUUCUUAGCGUUUUUUUAGACACCCUGUAAAAGCAGAAUUUCGACGUUUCGAGCGAAUUAAGGCCCUUCGUCGGGUAGUUAGUAACAUGGACUUGCCAGAGGCCCGUCCACCCGUCUUUUGGACGGAUACUUGUGAAUGUGGACGGGAUGUUAAAACUCUAGCAUUUUGUCUGUAGUAAUUAGUAGUAAUAUGCAUAUUCAUAAUCUGUAGUAAUAUGCAUAUUCAUUCAACAGUCACUGCACAUCCCAGCACAUAAAUCCAGAAGCAAACAAGCUACAAUUUCCUAUGUAUUUGAAAUAUUGAGUAUUUUAGGCUGAUUUUAAGAAGAACUUCGGCGAUUAUGUUAGUGAGGUCAACCAAGCUGUUUAGUCUUGAAUUUUGAGUACAGCUUUACAUGUGUUCUUUUGACUGCUAAGAAUUACGUUUUUAGAAGAUAAAGAUUAAAGAUCUGAUUUCAAAAUUAUUCCAAGAGAAAGAAACAUUUUUUUGAGGGGGGGGCAGACUUGUGCUUGUUCUGGCUAAGUCAGGCGCUUUUAAUUGUACACGCAGUCGCGUGAAGAACACGCGCCAUGCGUCCGACCGCGAAAUCCCACGAAGUCGCGUCGGUGAGGCGUGAGUCAGUUGGAGCCUGGGACGAGGCUGAUAGACUACUAACUUCCAAUCUCGUUCCCCGAGCCUGCGAUCCUCGGGAAGGAACGCGAGGCUCUGGGAUAAUCCGUUUCAGGGAGGAAUCUGAUUGGCCGUUGAAAUGAAUGCGUAGUUCAAUCUUAGCCAGAAUUCCUGGCUUCCGGCAACGGAUUAUCCCAGAGCCUCGCGUUCUUUCCCGAGGAUCGCAGGCUCAGGGAACGAGAUUGACUAACCUCCAGACAAAGAGCCGUCGCUGGAAAUUCGCAAUUCUGCAUGUAUUUUUUAGGAUGUUGUAUCUCUCUCAAUCCACAUCUGUCUUGUUAUCCUGGUACAGACCGUUCGACAAUAAAUGCUUUGCCAAAUAACAACGAAAUUAUACCAGCCAAUAUGCGAACUAAAUUUACCGUGUAAUUUUAUCUAACUCCUUGUUACUCUGCCUUGUUGUUAGGUGGAGUCUGAAGGUGAAUCGGAUACAUCAUAACAAGUACAACAUGCAUGAAAGCUGGAAAAUGGGUAUACACAAUAAUUCAAUUAACGUUGUCCUCUGAAGGUCAAAACUCGCAACCGGCAAAACCUACCUCAUAUAGCGCGAUGGACGUAAUGCUUCUAAUUUUCGUAAACAACAUUUAUGCCCUUAUUCAUGCUCGAUUACAUAUGUACAUCUAGUGCAUUAUUGAGACUGUACUUUUGGCGCUCAGGGGAAAAGGGCAACCUUAAUUGAAUUAGCUGUAUGUAUUCUUAAUCGGUUAACAGUUAACAAUGCUUAUUGAACGCAAACCACAAAACAUAUCAUGGACGUGCAGAGUUUUGUGGCUAAGUGGUUAUAUUGUAUUUCUUGCAAUGUCUUAAAUAGAUAAAUUCAAAAGUGUUGAAGAAUAGUCGAAUUGAGAGAUAGUGAUGGUAUAUGCACUCUUUGCUAUAGCUACCUAUUGUCCUAUAGGAGAAACAUAGACAUAGACAUAGUUAAUAUUACUACUUAAUAUCGUUAUAUGCCUAUACGUUCAAAGGGUAUUCAAUUCUCUAGGUAAAUUAUUGCACAAUUAAUCUAACGGCGUUAUUUACCCUGGACUGCUCUAGCAAUUCCAAACUGUUCCCAGUAGAGGUCCAUGCAGUAAGAACCAUUCCUCACAUGCACAGUUUCAAAAUGAAACUGAGUACACAGGGUUUAAUUCGGUUAACCUGUAGUUUGAUCGAGACUGUAUCUAAUCAGAGAUGAAACUGCGCAGUGCGCAUUACAGGGAGGAAAGACGUAUGUUGUAACUUGUAACGAUUGCGCCAUGCAUGCAUCACCCUACAUGACAAGUAUAUACAUUAGAUAAACACCUGGAAGUACUUAAAUUGCCGCAAAGUAGUACGGAAACUUGAUAAGAUAAUUCCGUUUAGUAGUAAAAUAUUGUAAACAUGAGAUUUGUACAAAUUAUUGAUUUUUUUGAUAAGAUAAGAAUUGGAAAAACAAUUAGUUGCCACAACACUUAUGAUAAGUGCAUGACUGCAUCCACUGUAGAGUAUGAAUAGGAAUUGCUAUUCAGUAUAUAUCAAUGUAGAUUAUAAAAACAGCUGAAGUAAUUAUAUAUAAGCUAGACAACUUCAAUGACCUCGUAAAUGAAUGUGCCUUGUUUCCUUUCAAGAUAAGCUUAAAUAAACAACUUAUAGAAUGAGGAUGAUUUCUGUGCCAAAACUAGAUCGAAAAUGUUUGACAUGACAUAACAUGCAUGACAGAUGUCUAUCGAUUUCCAGAUGUAUAUACAAGAGCGACGUGACUUCCCAAAAUAAGUUCGAGCGACGUUUUGGAAACCCUCGAGGAAAAUUUAUAUUUUCGUCCAGUUUGGUAAAUUGAAAUUGACCAUAUCUUUCAAGAUAUCCUAAAAAUGAUACCCACUCAUGCAUGAUACUCAAUAUGCAGUGAUGAGUGGCAAUUACUAUUGUUUAAUUAAUGGCAAAUUUUUUUUUACAUCUUUAUUAAUCACUAGUACAAUUAGAUUUCGCCAAUUUUAAUUAUAGUAAUAAUAUACAUAAAAAUGUUACUCGACUGUGAUUGGUUGAUUUCAGUGCAGUUAAUCUCAAACAGCAGUGCAAAAAUCUGUAACAAACUGAUCUGAUUGGUGGAAAAACAAUGGGAUCUUAAAACAGUCCUCAUGCAUGUAACGAUCACAGAUUGCUUCCAAACAAAGUAAAAGUUGAGUUCGGGUGGAAAAUAUGGCUUUUAUCUUUUUUUAAUGGAAAAUACUUUACCUUAUUUAAACAAGACUAUAACGAAACGUACAUAUAGUUGAGUGAAAUUUUCAAGCGUUAUAGCGUUGUAUGAUGUGAUAUAACAAAGCAGUGAACGGUUCGCUAUAAACUUGUCGAAGUUAAAACUACAACUGCAUGUCUUGAAGAUUUUCAUGUAGAUUAUUAAUACGUAUAAUAGGAUGGUUUCUCGUGAAAUUCGGAUAAAACAAGCACUUUGAAAAACUCGCUCGUACAUGCAUGUUUUAUCCAAAUUGCACUCGAAACCAUCCUAUUCCUAUAUAUACUAAUAGGCUAGUAUAGUAGUAAUCAGUAAAUGGUGAAACAUUUAACCAGUACAAGUGGAAAAAUUACUGUUUGUCAGUUAAUUUAGACAUAGGGGCUUGGGGCUUAGACUUAAACAGUCCGCUAAAAAUAUGGAACUGCAACAUCAAGUGAUGCCAAUUUUUCGUUCUAAAUUUCGCGUAGGGUCUUGCAUGCACAUGCAUGGGAUAUACCUACAAGACACUGCAAGACGACUUUCAUAUAGAGUUCACCGCGUGAAACAAGCUACUAAUCACUUGCUAC